Molecule: messenger RNA, 432 nt
Organism: Triticum turgidum subsp. durum (durum wheat)
Lineage: Eukaryota; Viridiplantae; Streptophyta; Magnoliopsida; Poales; Poaceae
Source: the annotation of a GenBank genome assembly
AUGGCCCUCAUCCGCUCCCUACUUGUCCUCCUGCUGCUACUCUGCUCGGCCGAUGCCUCCGGCACAUUGGCGCCGGCGCACGCGCCGGCCACGGGGCUAGAGGCGGAGAAGUUUUGCUUCGGCAUCGGUACCAACGAUCAAACAUUGACCUGCCUGGCGAACGCGGCAGCGGCGUGCCUGGCCACGAGUGCCGUCGUCGAGGAGUCUACUUUCCUGGCGUGCUUCGUGGCCGACGCCGGCUUUGAUUCGCAGUGCCUGGCCGCCGGACCGCCGCAACAUGGGAAGCAGGAGGAGCACUGCAUCGGCAUUGGUAUCAGCAACGACCGGAUGACAUGUCUUGGGCUGGUCGGCUGGUCGUGCCGCGGCAGCAGAUUCGGCAUUCUGGGGUUUGUGCCGUGCUACCUCGGGAGCAGCAUGAAGUGCAUAGUGUAA